Suricata suricatta (meerkat) is the source of this 2168-nucleotide messenger RNA. RefSeq names its product mab-21 like 3 (gene MAB21L3). Lineage: Eukaryota; Metazoa; Chordata; Mammalia; Carnivora; Herpestidae. The record is from RefSeq and is a predicted model, not a curated record. The transcript is spliced from 6 exons. The coding region runs from base 1 to 1089 and encodes 362 amino acids.
AUGAAAUCCCUGUCUGCAGGAGACUUGGAAGACUACCUCCUGAAUAAGGUGGACUUGAGGCGCCAGCGGAUCUCCCAGAUUGUGGAGGAGGUGCAGAAGGUUGUCCAUCGUCUGACAACAGAAAUCAGCCUCCAAGACCUCCGAUUUCAGGCUGUCCCUUACUCCGACACCUACAAUGGGAACAUUAAGGUUUUGGCCCCCAGCCAGUUCCUCGUCACAGUCCCAGUGAAGGGCCUGGCGGGGUACAGGGAGGCCAGGGAGCAGCGCUGGCGGCACUACACCCUGCAGGGCACCAGGCUCCCCUGUCCCUUGCAGGACCCCGAGGGCCUGCACCAGUGGCUGGCGGUGGAGCAGUUCAUGAAGAGCCAAUGGCAGUGGCACGAGGCAGACGUGAACAUUGAGGGAGAUAUCGUGCCCGCCAAGGUCCUCCAGGUGUUCCGGAAGCUGGUAGAAAACGCAAUCGGAACCUGUCAUCUCUCAGGUGAGGUCAGCUUGCUGUCACAGCGCUCCACAGUGUGGGUUGCCGUGGAAACCUCCGCAUGUCGGGUGGAACUGGAGCUGGUCCCCAUGGUGGAGAUCCCCACUGCCUGGUCUGAGAAAGCUCGCUGGCCUCCCUGUCUGAAGCGCUGGCCUUCCCGAGAGCAAGUGGCGUGUAUCAAGUCGUUCGGGUUUGCCCUGUUGGCCUCUUCAAAUUACCACUGGCAGCAAAGCUUCCUGCAGGCCGAGCAGGUGCUGCUGGCCCAGCUGGAUGAGGACGGCGGCUGCCGCAGGCAGUGUCUCCGGGCCCUGAGGCAGAUGAAGGAGGACGUCUGGUGUCCGGGGAAGAGGCCUGUCCUCACGGCCCACCAUCUGCAGACCGUGCUCUUCUGGACUUGUGAGAAAUACCCGCACUUGAAGGACUGGCAGGCAUUUGGCAAAGCCUUCCUGCGCCUUGUAAGGAAGCUGCACAAGUGUGUGAGCCAGCACUUUCUGAAGCACUAUUUCGUGCGCAAGAGCAACCUCCUCCAGUGUGCUGGCUCGAGUGAGCUGGAUGCCGUGGCCCAGAAGCUGGCUCUCUUCCUGAAGAACCCCCAGAUCAGCUUGCCCUGAGGCUGCCCCAGCCUGGGAGGCUCUUGGACGCUUUAUCCUGGCUUGACCUCGUUCUCUGUAUGAUCCUGCCCAGGAGAGAAGCAACUUGCCGCACAGGAGGUGACAUUGAGCCCACCGUACCCCAGGUUGUCCGACCCAAACUUCCCUGGAGCCAGCCACGCAUUUCAGCCCUCACUAGCUACCUCUCUUGGGGACAGCUGUCAUCAGGCUUCCCCCAAGCCAUCACUUCUGAGCGAUGACAGCACUGGCCGCAUUCUCCCUUGCUCAGGCUCUGAGUGUCUGCAGAAGAGGAUGGAGAGAGAACCCCCAGAAGGCCAGGCGUCAGCCUGCGGCCCAGGAGUGGUGCUCCAGCCCACUGACUGUGGGCUCAUCCCUUUUCCAUUUGCAACAUGCAACAGUGAAUGCACCUUUCUCAGAGCAGGGCUGUGACCUGUGGGACUCCUGGUGACCUCCUGAGCAGUGGGCAGUGGAUCCACACACGAAGUGUUGGUCACGGUGGGCAGCCAGUGCUUGCCUCCUGGAUCGGUGCCACCAACCCCGCUGGUUAAGUGAUUGCGUCCGACGGGUGCCCACGCUGCACUGGCCUUCCUGCCCUCCGUUCUCCCGAACCCCACUUCAGGACUUGGGGUUCCGGCUGCUUCGCUGGUGUUGCCAAAGUGGGAAGAGGGUGGCUUUGAUGACCAGUGUCAGCCCGAGAUGAAAGCACAGCUCUGUUUGCCAGCUUGCUCUGGCCAACUCCCCCUUCCUUGCGCCCGGUGCCUGAUAUUCUUGGCAUGGACUCGGAACAAUGACCCCCGUGGAAUGGCGUGGUGUCAUUCACCUCUCCGUGCCUGCCUGUGCUCACCUCAUUCACUCACUCAUUCGUGGAUAAGCAUAUGCUCAUUAGGCACUGGGAGUAUAGGCAAGAGCCACGUGGACAAAGGAUGUGCCCGCUGGGGGACAGCACCUGAAGUCAGACAGGAAAUGCACAAUAGAUGAACACAAUUAUUACAAAUGUUAACAAGUGCCUGAAGGAAACAAACAGAACAUUGAAAUAGAGCCAUAGAGGAGUUCCUCGAAGGAUGAAAAUGCAAACUGCU